Molecule: messenger RNA, 2269 nt
Organism: Cydia amplana
Lineage: Eukaryota; Metazoa; Arthropoda; Insecta; Lepidoptera; Tortricidae
Gene: ssp6
Exons: 3
Coding region: 218-2128 (636 amino acids)
Molecular function (GO): protein binding
Source: RefSeq, a predicted model, not a curated record
CUUGCGGCGCAUGCGCGCUCUUUAAUGAUUUGUCGCACCCCAGCGAAACAGUUUCGUGCCUCGCCGACACGUGCGAGGUAACUAACUAUGCAGUGCUCACUACAUAAGAAGUAUGAAUUAAUUUAGACUAGAUUUAUGCCCAGUAAUGGGACGUGAUAUAUACUGUUUAGGAUCAAACAUACUUAAAUGAAGGCAAGUCCGUUUUUCUGAAUUAAUCAUGAGCUCACCGAAACUCAGUGAAAGAUGUCCGAGCAGUAUGAGCAAUGGCAAGAAACUCUUAAGCAACGACUCAAAGGAGGAUUCCUUAGACAAUUCAAUUAGAGAUUCAAUAAAGUCAGAGAGACCGGGGGGCGGUGGCGGAGGCGGCGGGAGCGGAGGUGCCGCCAAGAGCGAGGAAGACUGGCGGCGCAGGACCAUCAUCGUCGAGAAAAAGAACGGCAGCUACGGGUUCACCCUCCAGAGCUACGGCAUUCACUACAAAAAGGAACAAGAAAUAGAAGUAAUAACUUAUGUAGACCACGUGGAGCCGGAUGGGCCGGCGGCGGCUUCAGGCAUGCGCGAGGGCGACGUCAUCCUGUCCAUCAACGGCGGCGACGUGGAGCGCGCCGACCACGCGGCCAUCGUCGAUGCCAUCAACGCCUGCGACUCCCGCAUGCGCAUGGUCGUCAUAUUCGAGGACUGCGUCCGCAAGGUCGAGCUCCAUCUCAAGUACAUUAACAUACAACGAGCCAUACAAUCCAAAUUGCGAGAACUAGAGCAAUUAACCGUUCGUGAGCGCCAGCUGUUCGACACCAAUUGGAAGACACACAGUUUACCUUCGCAAAAGAAAAAGUCUUCCCCGACCGACGUUUCUUCCGAUAACGAAGAGAACAACCCGGCGGACAACAUCAAUGGCACUUACUGCCGGCCGACGCUUUCCAGCGAAAACGUCACUGCCGCUAAACCUCCACAGCCCAGUGUGUUUAUGUACCAGUACUUGGAUACCCGCUAUGGAGCCUGUAUCAUACAACCUAAUAUAAGGACUGGUAGCUUCGUUAUAACGGUCGGCUCCCCUAGAAACAGACGGGAGUGCCAUCAUUAUGUUGUUAAAACUCCGAACGAAUGCCAUAGAGCGUCCGAGAAUCACAAUAAUGAAUAUAAAUCAGCAGGUGGGAAACAUUCAAAAUCACAUAGAAACAGUCACAGUCACAGUUGUACCCCAUGCAUGCCUGCUUACAACAAUCAAGAUGCGAAUAGCCUCGAAGCUUAUGAUUUAGCAAGUCCAUGUUGUGAUCCGCAUUGUGUGCCAAAUUCAAGAAAGAAAAUAAGGCGUAAGAAAGAAUGCUCCAAGGAACACAAACGUAAAGAAAAAUACCAGCAAAUAGAUAAAUCAACACAAAAGCCGGACGGUUUUUCCAACUCGCGUACAAAAAAAGUGUGUACAUCCGGACAGUGUUCGAAUCGUUAUCGUUACUUGACCACGGAGUCCACACAGACUAGUCAAUGUAGCCUGCAGUCAUACGCCACAAGCAACGCGACAGCACCAUGUGACAAUUCAGUCUCUAGUUACAGUACUUCCUUAAGUAGUGACACACUUUUUUGGGAUAAUGAUCGGUCUGAAGCAAAAUCAUCACCAAAGAUACAAUAUCAAAGUUCUCACCAACACGUCAAGCCGAAAUCGUGGGACAACCUCACUACGAAAGCUUUUGGCGGCUAUGGUUUUGGAUACGGUUAUUUAGAUACAACUGCAAAACAUGCCAAUCGAUCCAAGAGCCACGGGCGCAGUCACAGCGGACGUAGCACACAAAGCCAUCACGAGUACCAACAUCAAUCACAAGAAAAACACACUCACCGCCAGUGUUCUACGUCUCAUCACUACCAAUCGUAUGGUAGGAAUCAUAAUCACUGUGCGCCCACUAAAUCUACUGAGAGUCUUAUCGUGGUGCCGAAAUAUCAACUUGAAAGCAGCGGGUCGGAGAGUCGCUUGGCCUGUGACUGCGGGGAGUCCAUAGAAUACUACCGGAAGGUCAGUGCUACGAAGAAUUCUGGCGACAGUCACACUGGAUACUAUUCCCAUCAUUUUAUAUACCCAACCCAUUCUUACAAAAAAAAGGACUCUAACGUUAGCUCUGAAAUAACCAGGCUUUAAAUGUAGCUUUCGCGUGAUUUUAGUAAAAUUGUACUUCUAGUAGUUGAUAAAAUUAAGUAACUAGAUAUUAGGAAUAGAUGUUUUGUACUUUAUUUACUUACAAGUUAAGGAUCUAAGAACGUGGUGCAAGAAGCUUAUUAA